AUGGCUAGGAAGGGAAGUCGCAAGGUGCGGACUGGGUGCUUGACUUGCAAGAUACGCAAGAUCAAGUGUGACGAGGGCAAGCCUUUCUGCAACCGCUGUACCAGCACAGGUCGAAAGUGCGACGGAUAUGCAGUUGAACCAGCAUCGGUGCUUCGAUGGCAACGGCCUCAAACACUCCAGAUCGACUCAUCCACCAACGGUGAAGAAGCCAGGGCGUUACAGUACUACUGCGAACAUGUCGCACCCUUUAUCGCCGGCCCGACCGACCCUUAUUACUGGACCCAUCUGGUCGUGCAGUUCGUGAACCGCGAGCCUGCUGUUAAACACUCGGUCAUCGCCAUCGGGUUAUUAUACGGUAACAUGGAUGGCGGCACUAAUACCCAUCUAGACGGAGUGGCACUGAGCCAUUACAACGCCGCAAUUUUCGAACUCAACUCACUUCAAAACGACAACAACGGGCUAGUGCUGGUGCUGCCGUUAGACAUUGCAAUCACGGCCUUGCGAUGCUGGAAAGUUCGUGCUCAAAACCGGUUGUACGGGAUCACUUACUACCGAUAUUUCGACGGCUUAAUAUGCUUCCAUCGUUCCCAGGAACGAGCGACUUCAACAAUGCCGGUGCGAUGA
This is a messenger RNA of Colletotrichum aenigma, 624 nucleotides long. RefSeq names its product Aspercryptin biosynthesis cluster-specific transcription regulator atnN (gene atnN-2). The coding region runs from base 1 to 624 and encodes 207 amino acids. Gene Ontology annotation, biological process: regulation of DNA-templated transcription. The record is from RefSeq and is a predicted model, not a curated record. Lineage: Eukaryota; Fungi; Ascomycota; Sordariomycetes; Glomerellales; Glomerellaceae. The transcript is spliced from 3 exons. Gene Ontology annotation, molecular function: zinc ion binding; DNA-binding transcription factor activity, RNA polymerase II-specific.